AUGCUUCGCUCCACAGUGUGUAACUGUGAUCUGGCACGAUCUGGUUUCUUCCAGAAGAAGGGUGAGUACAUCUGUACGGCAGACUACCAGCGUCUGUACGGCACGCGCUGCGACCGCUGCGACAGCUUCAUCACAGGAGAGGUGGUCUCUGCUCUGGGACGAACCUACCACCCCAAGUGCUUUGUCUGCAGCCUCUGCAGUAAACCCUUUCCGAUUGGAGACAGGGUGACAUUCAGUGGAAAGGACUGCGUGUGCCAGCAGUGCUCCCACACACUUGUCAAGUCAAAUGAACCCAUCAAGAUCCACGGGCCCAGCCACUGUGCUGGAUGUGGAGCAGAGAUCAAGCAGGGUCAGUCGCUGCUGGCGUUGGAGAAACAGUGGCAUGUCAGCUGCUUCAGAUGCAAAACCUGCAACAUGGUCCUCACAGGAGAGUACAUCAGCAAGGAUGGAGUGCCGUACUGCGAGGCAGAUUACCACGCCCAGUACGGGGUGAAAUGUGAGACCUGCAACAGAUACAUCAGUGGACGGGUUCUGGAGGAAGGGGAAGCGGUGAUGGGGCGAGACCCCGCCCCAGCCAUCAUCCCCGCCGUGACACAUGCAGGAGGGAAACAUUACCAUCCGUCCUGCGCUCGAUGCGCCCGCUGUAACAUGAUGUUCAAAGAAGGGGAGGAAAUGUACCUGACAGGGUGUGAGGUGUGGCACCCUUUAUGCAAGCAGGCAGCCAGGGCAGAGAGGAGGCUCAGGCACCGACGCCUUUCAGAGACCUCCAUCUCUCCUCCGGGAUCCUCAAUUGGCUCUCCGAGUAGAGUUAUAUGUGCCAGAGUGGAGAAUGAGAUCCUAGAUUAUAAGGAUUUAGCUGCCCUGCCAAAGAUCAAGGCCAUUUAUGAGGUCCAGCAGCCCGACCUCAUAUCCUCCUCAUACCAGCCGUACCACAGAUACACCUCUGAUGACAGGCUAGACUAUUACAGCUAUGGGGAGUCACUUGGGACUCUCUCACCAUAUUCUCAGGACUAUGACAGUCUGGAUACAAAGCAGCUCCGCUGCUCUAGUCCAGGUUAUAUCGACUCCCCAACACUUAGUCGUCAAGGCAUGUCUCCCAUCAUGCCUCGCUCUCCUCAGCACUUUGGCUAUCCUGGCUCUGAGAGUGGCAGGAGUUCACCUUAUUACAGCCAAGAGGGGCGUUCAAGCACACCCACCACAAACCAGCCCCCUAAACAUUUUCAUGUACCAGCCACAGGGGACCCCAACAUCUACAGGAAGCCUCCCAUCUAUAAGAGAACGGACAAUCAUAUGGAAGCAGCCACCAAAAGCAGGACCAGUGAGGACAUCCUCAGAUCCUCCAGACUGUCCACCUUCACUCCGGAGCCAUAUGCACAGUCGGAGUCUGACUACUACCCGUACGCCAGCUCCCCCAGGGCCUAUCGGGUGCCAAGAAGACGCUUCUCGACGGGAGGAGAUGAAGAGUGUUGGAGUCAGAGUCUUCAAAGAAUUGGGAGUGGCAUCGGGAGGAUGAUCCUAAAGGAGGAGAUGAAAGCCAGAUCUGGUUCCUAUGACAACGACCCCUGGGGCAGUGCUCGGAAUUCUCGUUGCGGGAGCAAGGAAACGCUGAACACAACCGGCUACGGCACCACGGUGUACAACAACACCAUCAACGGCUGUAAGGAUCCACCCCGCCCCCCCUCAUUCGUCUGCAAGUCCGCGAACACCUCAUUCCUGCCGAGCCCCUCCAAACCUCCGCGGUCUCAGUUCAGCACUGAUAGUGAUUUUGUUUGUAAAUCAGCCUCACUUCCAGGAUAUGGACGCAACGGCAUCCAGAGGCCUCAGAGUGCAGAUUGCUACCAGUACCAGUAUGACAGUGGCAGUGAGGUCAACUGGGGAAGCAGAGCUGAAUACACGAUUUACCCCUACGAGUCACUCAUCAUCACCACCAGGGGGCGCAACAGGCUGCCAAAAGACGUGGACAGAGCCAGACUGGAACGCCACUUGUCCCCAGAGGAGUUUGUCCAGGUGUUCGGAAUGACCGUGGAGGACUUUGACCGGCUGGCUUUAUGGAAGAGGAACGAGCUGAAGAAACAGGCCCGACUGUUUUAAUACCAUACAGACGCGUGUGAAAUUGCCAUAAGCAAAGCCACUUGCUGGCUAUUCGAAGGAUGACAGGAGCACUUCUUCUCAGAUACACUGCCAUGCCUGAGAGCCUGUUCUGGAUCUCCUCGCCUGACAAAGCUAAUUCCUGUCACCAAAGUGGACAUCUGGAGUAAGACGGAAGUCCGCGGAGGUAUAUUAACGGGGCCACGUGGAGGGUGGUGGCCCGCGCAGCUCUGGCUGGAGUGGAGUGUAAGCAAUAGAGACUGUCAUACUGUAGUGUCGUGAGUCAUGAGCGCGCCUCCAGAAGGGCCCAAGAGAGUGUCUGUGACCAGAGCUGCAGUACCUAAACACAAUGAGGAGAAUUUUGGCUUUGCCUUAUUUGUUAUGCUCUCUUAGUUAUGACUUUGCAGCACCAGCAAUCCAAUGGAGUAGAAUGUAGAUACAGUAUAUCAUUUAUGACACUUUACCAGUGUGAAUGAUUAGAAAAACGAGAAUGAGUGUGAGCUUACGACAUCAAUAUCCUUUGGUUUUGGAUGAAUUUGUCAAUGUAUUCUGAUUU
This is a messenger RNA of Menidia menidia (Atlantic silverside), 2644 nucleotides long. Lineage: Eukaryota; Metazoa; Chordata; Actinopteri; Atheriniformes; Atherinopsidae. The record is from the annotation of a GenBank genome assembly.